UGUCUUGCGACGCCGCGCCAACAACCAUAACACACGCGCCUACAACCCAUGAAGGUGAUCAUCCUCACCACGUCAGCCGAUAAGAUGGGCGACCACCCCACCGGCGCUUGGAGCGAAGAGAUCACCGGUCCUUACUAUGCGUUCGUCGACGCGGGUGCCGACGUUACCAUCGCGUCAGUUUCUGGAGGGCCUGUUCCGAUUGACGCCGGAAGCCUCUCUGACGCCUUCAAAACGGAGAAUGACAAGCGGUUCGAGUCCUCUGGCGACAUCUCUAAGCUCGAGACCUCGGUGCCGCUUUCCUCCGUCGAGGUCGGCGAACUUGACAUCCUGUUCCUCGCGGGCGGGCAUGGCACGUGCGCGGACUUUGCCGAUGGCGCUGUGCCCAAGCUGGUGACAGACGCCUACGCCGCUGGCAAGGUGGUUGGCGCCGUGUGCCACGGGCCGACGGGCCUCGUCAACGCCAAAGAUGGCGACAAGCCGCUGGUCGCCGGCAAGAAGAUUGCCGCUUUCUCGGACGUCGAGGAGGGCCAGGUGCAACUCACCGAGAAGGUGCCGUUUCUGCUCGAGGCCAAGAUGAAGGAAUUGGGCGCCGAGUACGUGCCGUCGGAACCCUGGUCAGAGAAUGCUAUCGCGGACGGCAAGCUCGUGACCGGCCAGAACCCGCAGUCGUCGGUCAAGUGCGCAAAGCUGUGCCUGGAGGCGGCGAAGUAAGCACAGCUCCCGGAUUGUUGAUAGAGCGUGCUCUGUGUACGGUCGUGCCCGCGAGAGAGAUACGUAAGUGGGGCAGAGACGAAAAGGCCGCGCGUCCGCACGCGCGCGGCGCGCGCAGACCCGGUGCCGGCCCGCAAACCAUGUGUACGUAUUGCAUGCGCCUCUGAGACGCCUUUUGUUUUUGUUUUGUUAUUUGUGUGUUUAAACCCUAUCCGCGUGCCACCGC
Molecule: messenger RNA, 937 nt
Organism: Emiliania huxleyi CCMP1516
Lineage: Eukaryota; Haptophyta; Isochrysidales; Noelaerhabdaceae
Exons: 2
Coding region: 49-711 (220 amino acids)
Source: RefSeq, a predicted model, not a curated record